CUGUGUUUGACCUGAAGUCAACCAAAGGUUUGAAAGCAAUCAAGAGCAAAACUAAGAAACGUUGAGGGUAUCAAGUAUAUCACAGAAAAAUCUGAUAGUAGUGUAAUUAGACAUUGUAUAUGAAAGACAAUAUUUGAAAAUGAAGAAACGCAAUACAUAUAGUUUGAAACUGAUCGAUGAGAUCUACAGUCAUAUACCAGCUUUCACCGACUUAUUCGAUGAAGAAACGUGGUACACGUUUGUUCUGUGCUUUGUUGCAGGCACCAUAGUGUUGGUAUUCAUAAUAUCCAGGUUCAUUACUUUGAAACCAAUUGAAUAAUCAUCAACAAUGAUUACUUUUUAAUCGAACUAAGGAAAAUUGUGUUCUAGUUUCAUGUUUUUCCCUGUUUUAUCAUGAACACAAUUUUUACAUCACUUCCACUAUAAAA
This is a messenger RNA of Nilaparvata lugens (brown planthopper), 428 nucleotides long. RefSeq lists its product as uncharacterized. Lineage: Eukaryota; Metazoa; Arthropoda; Insecta; Hemiptera; Delphacidae. The transcript has a single exon. The record is from RefSeq and is a predicted model, not a curated record. The coding region runs from base 140 to 319 and encodes 59 amino acids.